UCUUUCCUAACACUGCACUCGCUAGUUUUCGGAACUGUACUCUGCUGAAACCUGCUACUUACCAACAACAAGAUCAUGGGACGAUUAUCUUUUAUCUAGAAGCUGUCUCUGAAUACUUGGUAAAAAAAAAAAAUAACCUCCUAUUCCACUGCCGCAUAUACCAGUUUAUUUUGCAAUGUUUUAUAGCCAGUUGCCUUUAGCUAGAUGCCUAACCCUUUAAAGCUAAAUCCAAGACUCGUCAAGUCUUUGAAAAUACUCUACAGACACCUCGACUAACCAAGAUAUUAUAGGGUAGGUAGCCUACAUGCUUCAACCGAGGGAAGCUGGCAUGAGGCGUGAUUUAGGUUUAGGACGAGCCGCAGUUGCGCUAUAUGUGCUGAAGUUGGUCGCUGCCAUGGAAGUGAUCCUGCAUCAUGAUAUCAUCGUGAAUGAAAUUGUGCAACAAGGGUCCAACCAGACCGGUCUGACACAGCUACAGCUGACUCUCUCCACUGUCCAGCUCUGCACUGCCCCCUGCAGGUCGGCACCAUGCCAGGCUUGCACCACUUGCGUGCGCACGCGGGUUCGAGGAAGGGCCACAGGCUUCCUCAAAAGGUUUACCAUUGAAUACCUUGAAGUAGCAACUAAUACAAAUAAGAGGAUCACUGUUAAAACACGUAACUCUAUCCCAGACGCUGUAAAGUGGUAUGGAAAAUGGUGCAAUAUAACCAGGAAAUAUUUUCCCCAUCAGGACAGUACCCAGAACCUUACCACGAUGACAGCGUGGGAGCUCACACACGACUGUUUUGAAGCUCGCCCAGGAAGUGCAGUAUUGGUGACUAUGACAGCAUACUACAAAGGCUCGAAGGAUCAAAAAUCUGUGUACUCAUACACAGCAGAGGACAUUAGAACAGUACCGAAGUUCACCGUAUCUGUGGAUGAGCCAUCCCGAUCCCUGACGGUCUCUGUGGCAGCAGAGUCCAGUGUGCGUACGAGGCUGUGCUAUAGACAAUCUGGCCAGUGUACACAGCUCCCUUCACCUGUAGAUGUCAUAAUUAAUACCACUUAUGCUCUGAGCACCACCCUUAGCUUCCCCUACCUGCUGCCCUGUCUCUGUGUGCAGGUAUAUUUCUUGUAUACUGAUGCAGAGCGAGUCACGUAUUGUCCCUUUGAGAAUAAGCCAGUUGAUGCAGGUGGCAGGGAUGUAUUGCUCUCCAGUUCUGUGAAACUGUAUAAAGACUUGGUCUUUAAACCUGUGUGUACCGAUGCCUCCCUGAGACCCUCUGCCUCCCUCUGCUGGCAAGUCCAGAGAAAUUCAUCCCGCUGCCUUCCCAUUGCCAAUUCCACAUUGCAGGGGAAGGGCUGGAAUUAUGAUGUUUCCAAUGUGGAUCAACACCCCCAAAUUUGUGUGCAGUUCGCUCUCUAUGGCAGCUACACUGUGCAGUGCCCCUUCCAGUCAGUUGUAUCAGAAUGGCAGGCUGUGGUACUCCCAGCGGUCCAGCAUUUGCGUGUGUGUCUGAGCUCGGGGACCCCAGCAACCUUUUCUGCACAGCUCUGUGUUCUUGAGGGGGAGUCGUAUGUGGAUAGGGGGGAUGUCUACUCUGUCAAGAUGGAGAAUGGCACCACUAAGGCUGAGCUAAGUGUCCCUUUCACCCCUCUGCCUGCAGGGAUGUGUGUGCAGGUGUGGAGGUCAGACCCUCAUCUCCAUGGAAGGAGACUGCUAUGUCCUGAACAUUCACACAGAAGAUUGGGCCUGAUUGUCACGGCAGCAACAAUUAUUACAGUGUUCAUGUUGAUGCUGGCAUAUGUCACAUACCAUCGCAUUAAAAGGGGACUCUCAGACUGGCAGCUCAGUCAGAAGCCGGUACUUGUGGUGUGCUCUUCAGAGCAGACACCCCAGGUAUCCGCUGUGUGCGCCUUGGCCUCCGUCCUGCAGGGGGAGCUGUGUGCAGGGGUGCGGAUGGCUCUCUGGGCCAAGAACACAGGCGGAGUGGCGAAGCUGGGGCCACUCCCCUGGAUCUAUGGGCAGUGUGAGGCUGUCAGAGGUGCAGGUGGCAGAGUGCUGAUCGCCUGGAGCCCUGAGGCCAAGGAAGCCUACCAGAGCUGGAAAAAAGAGAGAGAAGAAGAGGAGGGAUCAGAGGGAGAGAAACCACCUAGAGAAAGCAGAGGGGUGGACAACAAGGAUGGUGAGGACAGGAUGUGGUGGGAAACACCCAACCUGUGUGGAGGAAAAAACAGUAGCCAAGCAGGGAUGCUCGGACAGAGGGAGCCCAGCUCAGUGACUGCCCCCAUCCUGAGGGCAGCUCUGGCCUGCUUGCAGGGGGAGCUGCAGGGUGGCAGGGAGGGACACGGAUUUGCGCUGGUGUAUUUCGAUGGGCUGUCUCACAGCCAGGACAUCCCGCAAGAGCUGAGGCGGGUACCACAGUACUGCCUGCCGCAGGACUUUGGGGGGCUGGUGCAGGAGUUGCAAGGAGGGGCAGGAGAAGCGGGGAGGGGAAGAGGGUGCCCCUGCUGCGCUGGAUUGCUCUCCAAAAUCCUGGCCCUACGACUAGCACAAAAACUGAGGACGUGGCUGCCACAGACACUGCCACAGGAAGAGGGGGCAGAGGGGAUAGCAGUGAAGCCACAAAAUAGCAAGAAGCCACACAGCCUAGCAGGACUCCCGUUGCCAUUAUUAUUUAGCAAAAGGACAGAGCAAAGUUCCGAAUGGGAGAACACAAGACUUACACUGUCUGUACAGAAAUGAAGGAGCCGACUUCGAUUUCACCUUGUCAUUGUUGACAGAGUUGUGUCGCCAUGGAAACAUGAGAUGGCACUGUCCUGGGCUGUGAAUGCUGCACCUUAAUUCAAUCGAGCCAGAGGUGAAUUACCACAGAACCCAAUUGUGAAGCAGAAACAGAAAAUGCUGCUCUGGGCUGAUGGUCUAUCACUCGACCGUAAACAGCCUGGUGUGGUAAGAAAGCAGUUUUCAGCUACAGGCACUGGUGAUGCAUGUGCACACUUGAUCUAAAUGUGCCUUGUAUCUGGGGCUCAUCAAUGAACCCAAACCAAUUUCAUCAUCCUAAGAUGACUGACAACAUUGACAUCAUAUACUGACUGCUGUUAAUGCUGUUUAUCAUGGAAAUUCACAUCACUUUCAGAGCAAGAAUGUGCCUCCUACCUAAAAAUGAAAGUGCUGAUUUGCCUUGUAUUUCCAUGUUAUUGCUUGGGGGCCAUGGAAGAGAGGAAGAGCCCGUGAUGAAUCAUAAAUGAUUUACCGUAAGUGACAUUUAGAAAGACUCCCUGGAAAGGUGCGCUGGAGACCGGUUUGACUGGCAGCGUAAGGGCAGGGUGUUAAAGUACUCUUGGCAAGAGAAGCUCACCAAAUACUAUGAAUUCUGUUUGGAAAAACCUUGAAGAAGUUUGAAAAAGAAGCUUCUGUGCUGAGUGCCAAACAGACAAUGGUCAACCAAUUUCAUAAAAAAAAAAAAAAAAAACAUUCAGUAUGUUUCCUCAUCUCCUAUUCACACUGAACACCAUGGAGUUAUGAAACAUAUCACACACAAUUGUUUUCCUGUUCUUUUGUCUAGAGGUAAACAUGUGCAACAGAAUGAAGUGAAAGGGCAUGCUUAUUGUCUUCUUGAUAGUAGCAGCAUAAUUACAUUCUUUGCAUAGUUUGUACAGUGUGUCAGACUGAACAUGUGCUUCAGAUCCUGUCCCAGUUACCUAAGAGGUACACUGCCAACAUAUGGCAUCUGCAUUCAGUCAUGUAAUGUGCUUUAAUGUAGGCUGCUUAAAGGCACAGAAAUCAAAAGAAGCCUCGACCUUGCUUGCACGUAGCUUCCAUUUUCAUAACACACAGCCUCCCUACAACAGAGGAACCAGGAGAUGAAGGAAAAUUUACUAGUAGAUCAUUAUCUCAGUGGAUAAGAGGAGUGUACUGAAUGAAGAGGUAUAUAUUCAAGACAAAAGAGAUGCACAUGAUUUAGCAAGGGCUACAUAAGAGCCAGGGAUGUGAAGGCAAAGGUUGCCCAGAUCUAUGUUUUUCAUAUGACCUCAAGAUUCCUUUUCUUGACUGGCUGCCUGAAGCGUACUCACCCAUUCACAAACAUUUCAAGAUUAAAUGAUGAUUUAUUCUGUAUUCUGUCUGAGGGCAGCUGGUCACCUUUGAAUCCUGGAGUUUCAAGAUCACUUUUAAUAUUGUUUUAGGCUGUUUAAAAAAGCUAUUUUAGUUUUUGCAUAAGAACUCACACUGCCACAGUACACACGGUAAUAUGAAUAUGUGAAAUAUGGUGGGAAUGUAAGUGCCAGGAUGACUGAACCUUUGACUCCCCAUGCUUCGUUCAAAAUGCUGCUCCUAGUUAAUAUUUAACAACAACAAAAACAACUUUGUUCCUGAUACCAGAUCCUCAACUCCACACACUGCCUGAACUGUAAGUACAGCACAUUAGUGGUGCUGUCCUUUCAAAAGUCAUUUACAAUUGGGUCUUUUCUUACACCUCCCAUAAUAAACUACUGCUUUGUUCACUUCUCUCCAUUGCUUCCCUGUUGCUGCUCCAGUUCACUACAAAACAGUGAAGUUGAAAUAAAAUAACAGUUCCCUCAUACAGUCCCCCUUCGUCUGUUGUAGUCAUUAUAUAGACUAUAUAUAGACUGAUUUACGUGGCUUCGGUCCUCCAUUUAUAAAUCAGGUUCAUUUCAGCCAUUUAUUUGCUGCUAUAUUUCUGUUCCCAGGUAGAGACAAGCUGUAUUUGAUCUGCAACAGGUUUCAGGCUGCCUUUUGUCACCUAAAACUUGUAGUGAAUGCACAUAAAUCUAAGUGUGUGGUUUUUUUGACAAGAUCACGCCUGCAGACACAUUCUGACCUGAACAUCUCUGACCGGUGUGGGAAGUCUCUUGACACUGUUUCAUCUGCUUCUGCAGUUUUACAAGCCUACAGUCACGGUCUGUCAUGGUGCUCUAUGCUUUGUUUACAAAUGCAGGGCCACUCACCCAUCAUUGCCUCCUUUAUCAGGGGGUUGGUUAAACCUCACUAAAAACUGCAGAUUCACUCAGUGGUACAAUUUUAUAUACUAGGAUGUGUUGUGAAAAAUUACAUCUUGCCUCUGUACUCACUUAGUUACAGUCUGCAUUCCAAUUCAGUGUUGCUUUUUAAAAUACCUCUUCCUGAUGUUCAUGUUUCUAACUGUUCCUGUCCUGAAUUCCA
This is a messenger RNA of Megalops cyprinoides (Indo-Pacific tarpon), 5164 nucleotides long. RefSeq names its product interleukin-17 receptor C (gene il17re). Lineage: Eukaryota; Metazoa; Chordata; Actinopteri; Elopiformes; Megalopidae. Gene Ontology annotation, molecular function: interleukin-17 receptor activity. The record is from RefSeq and is a predicted model, not a curated record. The transcript is spliced from 17 exons. The coding region runs from base 305 to 2725 and encodes 806 amino acids.